This is a messenger RNA of Lycium ferocissimum, 960 nucleotides long. RefSeq names its product NADPH-dependent aldehyde reductase-like protein, chloroplastic. NCBI's taxonomy places the organism in Eukaryota, Viridiplantae, Streptophyta, Magnoliopsida, Solanales, Solanaceae. The coding region runs from base 85 to 864 and encodes 259 amino acids. The transcript is spliced from 2 exons. The record is from RefSeq and is a predicted model, not a curated record.
UAUAUAUAAAUUCCAGCAAAGUUCACUAUCUAUCCACUAAAUCCUUCUUCCUCUUUAUAGCAAUUUCAGUGCUUUUCUUCAAUCAUGUCGGAAGCAAACAAAAACUUGCCACUCCAAGACCGUGUAGCCAUUGUUACAGGCUCUUCUCGAGGCAUUGGCAAAGCAAUAGCCCUUCACUUAGCCUCUCUCGGCGCUAAACUCGUCAUCAACUAUUCCUCCAACUCCACUCAAGCCAACGACGUCGUAUCCCAAAUCAACUCCACCUCCAAUUCCCCACGCGCCAUCGCCGUCAAAGCCAACAUCUCCGAUCCAGAUCAAGUCAAAUCCCUCUUCGACGCUGCAGAGUCAACCUUCCAAUCGCCGGUCAACAUCGUGGUCAACUCCGCAGGCGUACUCGACGGAAAAUACCCGUCAAUCUUAAACACAACACUAGAGGAUUUCGAUCGGACAUUCGACGUCAACGCACGUGGAGCUUUCGUGUGCUGCAAAGAAGGCGCUAACAGAAUCAAGCGCGGAGGAGGGGGAAGGAUUAUAUGCUUAUCGACGUCGUUAGCGGCAGCGUUUAGGCCUGGGUACGGGGCAUACACGGCGUCAAAGGCGGCAGUGGAAGCAAUGGUGAAGAUACUGGCGAAGGAACUGAAAGGAACAGGAAUAACCGCGAAUUGUGUGGCGCCAGGACCUAUAGCGACGGAAUUGUUUUACGAUGGGAAAACGGAGGAGAUGAUAAAUAGAGUGAUUAAUGAUUGUCCACAUGGGAGACUUGGACAGACAGAGGAUAUUGCGCCGGUGGUUGCCUUUUUGGCGGGCGAUGGUUCUGAAUGGAUUAAUGGACAGAUCAUUCGCGUCAAUGGCGGCUUCAUCUGAUCAUUUUUGCCAGAGUUUUGUUCUAUCUGUCGUUUCGAUUAAUAUCUAUUUGUUUUUGUUUUUUAUAUAUAAGGGGUCGUUUGGUGCAUGGUAUAA